Molecule: messenger RNA, 3513 nt
Organism: Bombina bombina (fire-bellied toad)
Lineage: Eukaryota; Metazoa; Chordata; Amphibia; Anura; Bombinatoridae
Gene: PRELID2
Product: PRELI domain containing 2
Exons: 6
Coding region: 263-793 (176 amino acids)
Biological process (GO): phospholipid transport
Cellular component (GO): mitochondrial intermembrane space
Molecular function (GO): phosphatidic acid transfer activity
Source: RefSeq, a predicted model, not a curated record
AUAGGGUAUGCCGAGUAAAGGCUGAAGUCAGGCAAAUCAGGGGUGUGACUGUGUUCAACACUACAGCUCAAGUACUGUACUACAUUAAUCAGAAAGCUGAAAGAUUCUGAGCUCUAGUCUUAACAGAUGUGUUGAAUUCACAACUUCUGUUAUUGACUAAUAAAGUUAUUCAAGAGGGGGGUUACGAAAACAUGGCGCUUUAGGGCAGUAAGUAAAGUAGUGCUGGGAUAGUGACUGCCACGAGGGGAGGUUUGAGGGCAGUAUGGGGAUCACAGUGGAAGUGAAGAAAGUGUAUCCAUACCCAUUCCAGCAUGUAGUUUCCAGCUACCUGAACAAGUAUCCAACUCCUCUUGAGAAACAUGUUUCAGCCAUCAAAACAGUGGAAGAGAGAGCAGAUCCAGCUACAGAAAUUGUUUACAGACGGCGAAUUGCAACUUGCAACAAUGUGGUCCCCUCUUUCUUAAGGAGGUGCAGCAUCUUGAAGGUUGAAAAUGUUUACCUGGAAGAAGAGUCAUGGCUAGAUUUGAAGGCACGAGUAAUGACUUUAAAAAGCCACUGUCUGACCUGGACACAGUAUGCAUCACUGAAAGAGGAAUCUGUGUAUAAGGAAAGCGCUGAAAAUCCGAAUUGGACAGAGUUUAUUCAGAAAGGGACUGUCUCAAUUACUGGAGCUGGAUUACUCAACUGUGUACUUGAAACGUUUGCCCAAACUUUUUUAAAACAAGGAGCGAAAAAGAGUAUUGCAAUAAUGGAAACUAUUCUCCAAGAUAGAUACGGCUGCCCCUUUUCCUAAUUCUGAGAUAAUUGUCAGAUUAUGUACAAAAGGAAGACCCUAAGGAUUUUGCUUAUGUUUUGCUAGAUUCAAAUAUUUUUGGUGGUUUUUUGUUUGUUUUUUUGUUUUUAUAUUGCGUUGAAACUUUCAAGGUGUUAAUUUGUUAUUAGUUUUCUGUCUUUGCUGCAUAUCUAGAUUUUCAAAGGUAUAUAGAUUUACAAAACUAUGUUUGAGAAUGUAACCAAAAUGUCUAUUCUAUUUAGAAUGUAAAUUCCAUACAUUCGACCCAUUGUGUAUUGUCUAAAUAAUCGAAUUCUAAAUUAAUUUAUGAGCAAAUCCAACGAUUGAAAUGUAACUGAACCUUUAGUUUUUCUUUAAUUUAUAUUUUGUUAAGUAAUUAGCAAAAUGGAAAGUAGAACAGUGGUAGAAAUAUGUAACCUAAAUUACUUAUGCUUUCAAUGUUACAAGCUGAUCUGUGAUUUAUUUUGUUCUUCAACAAUAGCAAUUGAAAGUUAAUUUUCUUGGGGAGAUCACUAUCUUUACCCCUUGGAGUAUCAAGUAAAAUCUCAGGAAUACUCGUAGUUUUUCUUCAAUUCCUAUAAUAUGUUUGGUAUUGGUAUUUGUUUGAAGUAUUUUUUAUAUUUUAUACAAUUUGUAUAUUUUUAUUCUAACUAACAUAUUUGUUUUUUAUUUAACAAAAAAAUCAAAUAUUCCACAGUUUAUUUCCCCAAUUAUAAAAGGUGUUGUGAUGGUAUAAACCCAACAGAGAUACUAUGAAACUGUAGAAUCUUAUUAGCAGAUUUAAAAGUACCAAAUAUAUUUUUCUUCCCUAAUACCAUAAACUUAGCAUGUUCCAUAUAAUCAUUUCCAUGAUAGUUUAGGCUAAAAAAGGGCUAAAAAAGAUUACUUCAAAUACAUGGAACAUGAAUUAGCGUUAAAGGGACAUAAAACCUAUUUAUUUUUUUUCCUUUCAGGAUUCAGAUAGAACAUACAAUUUUAAAUAACUUUCAAAUUUACUUCUAUUAUCAAAGGUUCUCCAUUCUCUUGCUAUCCUUUGCUGAAGGAACAGCAUUGCACUACUGAGAGCAAGCUGAAUAAAUCUAUUCAGCCAAUCACAAGAUACAAAUGUGUGCAGGCACCAAUCUCCAGCAAGCUCCCACUAGUGUAUGAUAUGUACAUAUUGUUUUUCAGCAAUGGAUAUCAAAAAACAAAGUACAUUUUAAAAUAGAGGUGAAUUUAAGUGUCUUAAACUAGCGUGCUCUAUCUGAAUCAUGCAAGUUUAAUUUUGACUUUCCUAUCCCUUUAAACAUUUUUUUUAUAAAUAUUAAAAAAUAAGCAUUUUUUUAAUUAUGUACCUAUUCAUUUACCAAAAGAUAAUGCUUUGCAGUAUUGUAAUUGUGCCAUAUUGUGUUUUUUAUAAAUCAAUUUAUAUCCCGAUAGUAAUUUUAAAACACCAACUGUUUCAUUUUGGAACAUGUCUAUACAUAUUUUAUUUCAAAGAACACUUCUAAGAAUAAUUUUACUCACUCUGUAAUGUUUUAAUAUUCUGCCCUAUAUAUAUUUGUUCACGCUUAUAUUUGAAACAUAUUGUGUAAUGUUUAGAUAUUGUGCUCAAUGUACACUUGCUUAUACAGUAGGUUAUGAAGCCUUGCGGAAAAAUAUUUGUUCUUGUAUAUAAUAUGUGUUACUUGAGCUCAAGGUCAAUGGCAAAUUCAAAUAUUUAGAGAUUUUCCUUGAGUAAGACUUAUUAGAAUAUAUUAUUUUAGAGCCUGAAGCUUAUUGGAUAAAAAUCACAUUUUAACUCUAAUUUGCAGCAUCCAGUAUUACUGGUGCUUCUGUUACCAGUAUUGAACGUUUCACUAGUUGCAGUAAAGCUAUUUCACCCUUUAUAGAAUUGACUUUAGUUUAUACAAAGUGUAGUCGUUAUUAGUUAAGCACACAUUUCCUUUCAUUUCUUUUAUUUAUUUAAUUAAAUUGGAGAGAGGAUUUAAAGAACAAUGUAAACUGGUUGUAAAUCAGUUUUGCACUGUGAUUAAAACAACAUUCCAGUGUGUCCUGAUUCGUUAAUGAGAUUACAUUAGUUAGAAUUAUGCAUCUUGCUUUUAUUUCCUUCUUUUUUAAGAAUAUGUAUUUGUCCUACUAGUAACAACUGAGAAGCUCUGGUUUAUCGCUUUUGAUUACCAGGCUCCAAAUAUAUCAAGUACCUCCUUAUAAAGUUUAAGGAUACAAUUAAUUUUGAUUUAAGUAAAAAGAAAUAAUUGAAGUACAUCAGUGUGAAGUCUUAAUUAGAUUUUAAACAACUUCCAUAUCCAUUUAUAGUUUCUAGUACAGUUAUUUAUAUCCCACACUACUGUAACAACUGAUGCAAAUGAUAUAUUUAUCUCUGUUAGUAGCACUAACAAUACACCAUGUAUUUUCAUUUGCCAACAUAUUCUAUGAUUUCAAAAUAAUUGUAGUAUUAAACUUUUUCACAACCAAAGAGACUCUGCAUUUGUUAGUGUUUCAAUACAUAGCAGUAAGAGGGGUCAGUUUAUCUAGUCUAGCUUUAUGCAGUGCCAAAAAAUAUCUAUAGCAAGAAGAUUUUUGCAAUGACUAUGUACUUUUUAUGAGGUUUUUAACACACACAUAUCAGUAGAACUUUGCUACAAGUUUUGGGUAACUUGUAAUACAAAGGAUGUUUAAACAUUUUUUACUGUACAGUAUGUGAACAUUUCAAUAAAGUUUGAUGAAGUCCACUUCAA